Hypomesus transpacificus is the source of this 651-nucleotide messenger RNA. It is a transcript of the gene sat1a.2, whose product is annotated as spermidine/spermine N1-acetyltransferase 1a, duplicate 2. The transcript has 6 exons. The record is from RefSeq and is a predicted model, not a curated record. Gene Ontology annotation, molecular function: N-acetyltransferase activity. NCBI's taxonomy places the organism in Eukaryota, Metazoa, Chordata, Actinopteri, Osmeriformes, Osmeridae.
GAAAAGGAAAAAAGAGUAAAAAAAGAAAAUGGCCAAUUUCAUAUUACGGAAAGCUGAACCCAAGGACGUCUCAAACAUAUUGCGACUCAUAAAGGAACUUGCUAAAUUUGAAGAAAUGGAAGAACAAGUCAUAUUGACCGAGAAAGAACUACUUGAGGACGGCUUUGGCGAUCAUCCAUUCUACCACUGCAUAGUCGCAGAAGUCCCCGAAGAAAAGCAGAGCUCUGAUGGAUAUACUGUGAUUGGGUUUGCCAUGUACUAAUUUACUUAUGACCCGUGGAUUGGGAAGCUGCUCUACCUAGAGGACUUUUAUGUAAUGGAGGAGUUCAGGGGUUAUGGCAUCGGUUCCAAAAUAAUCAAGGCUCUAAGUGAGACGGCAGUUAAAACCCGCUGCAGCAGCAUGCACUUCAUAGUGGCAGAAUGGAACAAGCCAUCUAUCGAGUUCUACAAGCGUCGUGGAGCCUCCGACCUCUCUCUUGAGGAGGGCUGGCGGCUGUUUGCUAUUGAAAAGGAAGACCUGCUAAAGAUCAAUGCCAAGUAGAGCUGUUAACUUAUCACUCGUAAUUGAUUCCAGUGGAAGUUGUCCCCUCGUUUGUUUGAUUCUACGGACACGCACCAAUAUUUUAAAACAAUAAACAGGGUUUUGUCCAA